Molecule: messenger RNA, 540 nt
Organism: Penicillium longicatenatum
Lineage: Eukaryota; Fungi; Ascomycota; Eurotiomycetes; Eurotiales; Aspergillaceae
Product: peptide chain release factor family protein
Exons: 2
Coding region: 1-540 (179 amino acids)
Biological process (GO): translational termination
Cellular component (GO): mitochondrion
Molecular function (GO): translation release factor activity
Source: RefSeq, a predicted model, not a curated record
AUGCUACGCCCCAAAGCCUGGCCAAAGGCCUUCCAAGCCUUCCCCAGAUUACCACAACCCUCCAUUCAACGUCCCUUCAGUACAACACCCGCUCUCCCUGAAAAGCCCCUCCCACCCCGCCUCAAGCUCAACGAUGCCGACCUAACAAUCUCCUACCUCAAAGGCACCGGGCCCGGCGGACAAAAGAUCAAUAAAACCAAUUCCGCUGUCCAGAUCAUCCAUCAUCCUUCCGGUAUUGUCGUCAAGUGCCAGGCCACGCGGUCUAGGUCUCAGAAUGCGAAGACUGCGCGCUCGUUGCUUGCGGAUAAGAUUGAGCAGAAGGAGAAGGGGGUUGAUAGUCGGGCUGCGUUGAAGGCGGAGGCUGCAAGGAAGAAGAAGGCUAGUAAGAUGAAGAAGACUAGGAGGAAAUAUCGGGAUUUGGAUGGGAAGGAGGGGGUGAUUGAGGGACUGGAAGAGGAAGACGAAGCUGGGGAGGGGUUAGAAGAGACUCGGGUUGCUGGAAAUUCAGGAAUGGCUGGAGAGAAAGGAUCGGCUUUGUAG